AGAGAUGGCAAAAAGAGCACAAACAGCAGGAUCAGAUCAAGAAAUGUUGUCUCAGGCAGAGACAGAAGACACAGACACUGGAGAAGCGUCAUCGGAAAGUAUGACAGGUCAAAGUACAAACAGUACCGAGGCAUCAGAGUCCAGUUUAACCUCAACAAGCUCAGCAGAUCUUGCUGAGGAAUCCGAUGUUGAACGUCCUGGAAGAAAACUUACUAAUAUUAGUGUAGAUCUUACAGAUGUGACAGCACUAGAGGACAAUGCAUCACAAGUAGGUGAUAGCUCAUCUAGUGAUGCAUAUGGAAGAGAGGAAGGGUGUAGGAAUAAUGCAGAAACAAACACAAGUGAUAAAGGAAAAGUGAAAUGCAGCUUAUUAGGCCUAGAUUUCAGUAGUGACUGGUAUAAUAAUGAUUGUUUCAAAGCCUACUGGCAACAUUAUAAUCAAGUGAUGUCAUGGUGUCAAAAACACACUCAGGUCUGUGAGAAACUAAGAAAAAAAUCUGCAAGGACAGCAAGUACCUCAGGAGGUCACAGGUUCCACCCAGGUGAUCCUUUCUCAGAAACAUUUCAGUAUCCGAACUCUAUGUAUAUGACGUCCUGGAAUCAUCCCUAUACAUAUUACCAGCAUGAUACAAACAAAAAUUUAAAUGUGAGAAGAAAUUCAAAUGGUGCUAGUCCAGUGAGUAAAACUCGUCAUAGAAAGAGAAAAGCAAAACAGCGUAAACCGAAGUCGGCAAGUUCCAGUGAAGUGACUUCAUGCGAAACGCAGACUGAGACAAGUGAGGAAUUCCAAAUGGAAAUUACCCAGGACAUGAUCGAUUUCUUCGCAAAGACUCAGGCACAUAGGAAAGAGAGAGAUGAAGCCAGGAAAGCAGAGAGGGAAGAUGAAGCAGCUGAACCAGAACAUAUCAAUGUAGAGGAUGUUAAAAUAACAGAAGCAAGAACUCCUACAGUUGAGGCCCCUAAGGAAAGACCUGGUGCAAAAAGAACAGCGGAAAUGAAGUUACUAUAUGGAAAAGGAGCUGCCAUGAUUCAUGGGAUGGAAACUGCUCUACAGAUGACAUAUGAUAGAAAUGUGGACAUAAAACAGCCGAAAACAUGGCCUAAUAUGCCACUUAGGGUUGUCUUCGGAUAGUAUUUUGUUCAUUCACUACGCUUCCCAUAUUCUGCCGGUGACCAAGUGCAUUUAAGUGCCUUAAAUAAAUCAGGCACAGUAACAAAGUAUCUCUGUUGUUACUAAAAGUGUUCAUCAACAUUAGAGUCAUUAAACACUCCAGUGGCAGGUCAAGCUUCCUCAGAUGUGCCGAAUUUCACCAUUCGGCAUCGAAAUAGUCGAACACAGCUCUUGUUUGUUUUUCUUCAGAUGUAAGGCUAAUCCUUAAUUAAUUUCAGAGACUAAUGGACAUUGUUAGUAUGAAUGAAUUCGAUAUUGUAAUGUUCAUCUGAAAAUUUGCCCCAUUUUAACUCCAUAAGAAUCAGAUAUCUACAGUGAAAUUAUUGAAAGUUCUAGGGAUUAGUUGCACAAAAGUCAAGGCCACAGUGACAAUAAGGCUUGUAUGGUUUCCAUCAGUAUCAGUAAUGUAGUUUACAGAGGAAGGGAGAUUAUAAUGAAUGGUUUUAAGUGUAAAUAUUAGUAUGUUUCCACAACUUUCGCAAAUUGAAUAUAUUUACCCCGAGUAUGAGUUACCUUUUUGCCACUGAGGUAGAUGUUUUCGUGAAUUUAUUUACUGGAUUACAUGUAACACAUCAAUAAAAAAAGUGAAAUUGCAUAAAUCAUAUAACAAAUUGUCGGUGCUCUGUUACAUUGUUGUUUUGUCUGAUUUAUGAACAUGACAGGUUGGGUGUAUCUGAUGUCACACCUACUGUUUUGGUGGUGAACAGGUUAAGGUCAUUAUACUGCAAGCUGAUAAAUAACAGGAGAAUGCUUUAGCUUAUAGCUGUAAAAACUGUAAGGAAUGCUUCUCGUUAGAAUCCUCAGUGAAAAAGGGUCAGUUAUAUGUAGUAGGGUAGAGUAUAAGGGUGCACUUAUACUUCCUUGCUAUUGAGCUAGCUUUUAUAGCGACGUGGUAGAGUGUCCCCCUUAGGUGUGAGAGGUCCCGGGUCCGAUUCCCGGUCAGGGCUGAAGUAUUUUCAACCUGUUACAUAUGGCGCCCAACAUAAAUAACUCACAAGUAGAUAUGAAUGGACACCUUGGAAUGUCCCAAAGAGGUUCAAACUCCUGGAAUUCAAGGACGAAUUCUAAAAUGGAGGGGGUGUAUGUAGUAGGGUAGAGUAUAAGGGUGUAUAAAGGUCAAGGUCAAAGUAGCAUUCAAAUAUAAAACGAGUUCUAAUCAAUAAAGGGAGAAACUUUACAAAGGCAAAUGACCCUUAUGGGACCAUUAAGGUCAAAGGGCAUUUUAUAUUUUAGACUGAAAUUUACAUACACAGUUAACUUCGACAUGCUGUCAAGGGCAUACUAGUUUUAUUUCUCUUUUGCUAAGAGUAUAUAAAGUAUAUGUGGAAAAUGUCCACUGUUACCAGUAUGCUUCUUGUUACACUUGUUACGCUCUCAGUUGUUUUUGAAAUACUGAAAUUUAUUUCAUUUCAUGUCUACUUUUUAAAAUUUUUAAUUUAAGAGUAUCUAUUUCUGAUAUCAGCCUUGUUAAUAUUACUCUGAUACUGAAUGAAAUGAAUAAAAGUCUAAAGAUUAUAAGUGUCUUUAAUACUCAGAUUUUACAUAUGGGGUCACCAGGUCAAAGGUCAAGGUCACAGGGACCAAUGUUAACUUUUUGCAUGAAGGCACUUUACUUGCGAACCACUGCACCCAGGACCUUCAAACUUCACAUGCUGAUAGUACUUAUUGAGUACACGACCCCUACUGACUUUGGGGUCACCAGGUCAAAGGUAAAGGUGCUGCUGGGGCAUUUGUCACCAUUAGUGACAGCUCUUGUUGUGAUAAAAGUUUCAGAUAUUCCAAUUCUUUAACCUCCUGUGAACUACUCUGGUGCCAUCUUGACCAUCUUAUUGAAAUGAUGAUAGUGUAUUUUAUUCGCUUAAAGGGACGUAUUAUGUUAUGAUGCCGGUGUCUGUCUGUCUGUCUGUUCCUUAGCCAUUUCAUGUCUGCUCUGUAACUCUAGAACCCUUGAGAUUAGAGACCACCAAUUGCUUUCCCAUAGACUUACAUUAUAUUAUUGUGGUGUGUAAGGUUCCAUAAAUCAAAACAUGUACAUGUAUAUCUAAUUACAUAUUUUUCAAGAACUAUCUUAGUUCUACCAAAAUAUCGGACGAAAAACAUAUGAAUAGUGAUACUCUAUUAGUUCAUCUGAGCCGAAGGCUCAUCGUGAGCUUUUUUGACUGCUCAAUGUGCGUCGUGCGGCCGUCAACAAUUUGUAAAAAAAAUCUUCUUCUUGAAAACCACUGAGCAGAAUUACACCAAACUUCACAGGAAUGAUCCUUGGGUGGUCCCCUUUCAUAACUGUUCAAAGAAUUUAAUUCCAUGCAGAACUCUGGUUGCCAUGGCAACCGAAAGGAAACUUUAAAAAUCUUAUUGUCCAAAACCGCAAGCCUUAAUAUUUGGCAUGUGACAUCAUCUUAUGGUCCUCUAUGAAGAUUGUUCAAAUUAUGCCCCUGGGUUGAAAAGAGGCCCCUCCCCGGGGGUCACAAGUUUUACAUAGACUUAUAUAGCAAAAAACUUUAAAAAUCUCCUUGUCUAAAACCAAAAGACCUAGACCUUUGAUAUUUGGUAAGUAGCAUUGCCUGUGGAUCUCUAACAAGAUAGUUCAAAUUAUGCCCCUGGGGUGAAAAGAGGCCCAGCCCAGGGGGUCACUUGUUAUAUGAGUUAUAUAGGAAUAAAUACUUAAAAAGUCAUCAGAUCAUAUUUCCUAGACUGUUCAAUUGUAAUUAUCUGAUAACCCCAAUGGAUUAGGGAUCACUUGAUCAUGACUUUGACCUACUGACCUUCUUUCUUGUUUUUAGCUCACCUGAGCACAAAGUGCUCAAAGGUGAGCUUUUGUGAUCGCCGUGUCCGUCGUCCGUCAGUCUGUUGUCAACAAUUUGACUGUUAACACUCUAGAGGUCACAAUUUUGGCCCAGUCUUAAUGAAACUUAGAAUGUUACCCUCAAUAAAAUCUUGGAUGAGUUCGAUAUUGGGUCAUCUGGGGUCAAAAACUAGGUCACCAGGUCAAAUCAAAGGAAAAGCUUGUAACACUCUAGAGGUCGCAAUAUUGGCCCAAUCUUAAUGAAACUUGGUCAGAAUGUUACCCUCAAUAAAAUCUUGGACGAAUUCGAUAUUGGGUCAUCUGGGGUCAAAAACUAGGUCACCAGGUCAGAUCAAAUGAAAAGCUUGUUAACACUGUAGAGGUCACAAUUUUGGCCCAAUCUUAAUGAAACUUGGUCAGAAUGUUAUCCUCAAUAAAAUCUUGGACGAGUUUGAUAUUGGGUCCUCUGAGGUCAAAAACUAGGUCACCAGGUCAGAUUAAAGGAAAAGCUUGUUAACACUGUAGAGGUCACAAUUUUGGUCCAAUCUUAAUGAAACUUGGUCAGAAUGUUAUCCUCAAUAAAAUCUUUGACGAGUUUGGUAUUGAGUCAUCUUGGGUCAAAAACUAGGUCACCAGGUCAAAUCAAAGGAAAAGCUUGUUAACACUGUAGAGGUCACAUUUAUGACUAUAUCUUCAUGAUACUUGGUCAGAAGGUUAAUCUUGAUGAUCUCAAUGUCCAGUUUGAAUCUGCGUCAUGCAGAGUCAAAAACUAUGUCACUAGGUCAGAUCAAAGGAAAAGCUGGUUAACACUAGAGGCCACAUUUAUGACCAUAUCUUAAUGAAACUUGGUCAGAAUGUUAAUCUUGAUGAUCCAUAGGUUAAGUUCAAAUCUGGGUCAGGUGGGGUCAAAAACUUGGUCACCAGGUUAAAUCAAAGGAAAAGCUUGUGAACACUCUAGAGGUCACAAUUUUGGCCCAGUCUUAAUGAAACUUGGUCAGAACGUUACCCUCAAUAAAAUCUUAGACGAGUUUGAUAUUUGGUCAUCUGGGGUCAAAAACUAGGUCACCAGGUCAAAUCAAAGGAAAAGCUUGUUAACACUGUAGUGGCCACAUUUAUGAUCAUAUCUUAAUGAAACUUGGUCAGAAUGUUAGUCUUAAUGAUCUAUAGGUCAAUUUAAAUCUGGGUCAGGUGGGUUUAAAAACUAGGUCACUAGGUCAAAUCAAAGGAAAAUCUUGUUAACACUCUAGAGGCCACAUUUAGGACUAUAUCUUCAUGAAACUUAAUCAGAAUGUUAAUCUUGAUGAUCUUUAGGUCAAGUUUGAAUCUGGGUCAUGUGGAGGCAAAAGCUAGGUCACCGGGUCAAAUCAAAGGAAAAGUUAGUUAACACUUUAGAGGCUACAUUUAUGACCAUAUCUUAAUGAAACUUUGUCAGAAUGUUGAUCUUGAUGAUCUUUAGGUCAAUAGGUCAGGUGAGCAAUACAGGGCCUUCAUGGCCCUCUUGUUUAAGAUACAGCCCUGAAAUUUGGAUGACAUGUACAGUUCUGCACACCGAUCUUAAAACUGACUUUCAGUGACCAUGAAUGUGACCUACUGACCUACUUCCUAAUAUUUUAGCAUCAAUUUGGCAUUUUAAACCUGUGGCUCAUAUUACUCAGGUGAGCGAUUCAGGGUCAUCAUGACCCUCUUGUUUAUUUUUGUGUGAAUGCGAUGACCACAUUUACAUCAAUGGCAUGACGGAAGAAAUUUGGUUGAUACAACAUUUUUUUCGAUACACAAAUUGUUGCAAAUUUUGUCAAAAUGUAUAAUAAAAAACUGUAAAUGCAGUAAAAAAUCUCAGUUUUGAAAAAAAAAAUCACUUCUU
Messenger RNA from Mercenaria mercenaria, 5814 nucleotides. RefSeq names its product gem-associated protein 8-like. Gene Ontology annotation, cellular component: SMN complex. The record is from RefSeq and is a predicted model, not a curated record. Lineage: Eukaryota; Metazoa; Mollusca; Bivalvia; Venerida; Veneridae. Bases 5 to 1132 code for a protein of 375 amino acids. The transcript has 3 exons. Gene Ontology annotation, biological process: spliceosomal snRNP assembly.